Molecule: messenger RNA, 3982 nt
Organism: Linepithema humile (Argentine ant)
Lineage: Eukaryota; Metazoa; Arthropoda; Insecta; Hymenoptera; Formicidae
Gene: ScpX
Product: Sterol carrier protein X-related thiolase
Molecular function (GO): acyltransferase activity, transferring groups other than amino-acyl groups
Source: RefSeq, a predicted model, not a curated record
CGGAGCAGGGAGCAGUAAGCAGUGGUAAGCAGUUAAUAGCAGUUGGAAGUAGUGUUGUCAUCGUGUGGUACUUGAUUCUUUUAUUGUAUCAUAUAGAAGAUUAAAGUCCAACGACCAGUUUGUCUCUCGGUGACUAGCAAAAUUGGCAGUCUCGCGAUAACAUCGUUACGUGCGUCGUCACUUUUUUAUUUGUUUUGCGCUCUUACGACAUUUAGCGAUUUCUCCAUCUGGUAUACGUAAAGAAGUCGAGUGACGUCUCCGUUUGUACGUUUCACAUUCACCAGAAAUUCCCUGUGCUUCGUGUGCAUUUCAACGAAUAGGUCGAAACAGCUGUCAAGAUGGUCUACAAACCGAAGGUAUACGUGAUCGGCGUUGGAAUGACAAAGUUCGAGAAGCCCGGCCGGAGAGAAGACUUUGAUUAUCCGCAAAUGGCGAAGGAAGCAGUGAUCAAGGCUCUACAGGACGCGCACGUACCCUACAACACUGUGGGAGCUGUUUGCGUCGGAUAUGUCUACGGUGAUUCCACUUCCGGCCAAAGGGCGGUCUACGAAGUCGGGCUUAGCGGAUGUCCUAUUUACAAUGUCAACAACAAUUGCUCCACUGGAUCCACCGCUCUUUAUCUCGCCAAACAAAUUGUUGAAAGUGGCAAUGCGAAUUGCGUUCUGGCACUUGGAUUUGAAAAAAUGGAGCCUGGAUCUCUGACGUCAAAAUAUAUGGAUCGUACAAAUCCUAUGGAAAAACAUGUUGAGAUCAUGGCUGACAUUGCAGGCAUUUCUGAGGGUCCUAUUACCGCUCAAAUGUUUGGUAAUGCUGGAAUCGAACAUAUGAAGAAAUACGGCACAAGGCCGGAACACUUUGCGAAGAUUGCAUAUAAAAACCACUUGCAUUCCACUAACAAUCCGUAUUCUCAAUUUCAAGAGAAGUACUCUUUGGAACAAAUAAAGAAUUCUCCAAAAGUAUUCGGACCCCUGACAAAGCUCCAAUGCUGUCCCACAUCUGAUGGUUCAGCAGCUGUCGUUCUGGCUAACGAGGAAUUUGUUCGGAAGCAUCACUUGGAGCCACAAGCUGUCGAAAUUGUAGCUAUGGAAAUGACCACUGAUCAAUCUACAACAUUUACCGCUCAAUCGUGCAUGAAUCUUGUUGGAUAUGAGAUGACAAGAAACGCAGCCGAGAAAGUCUUUUCAUCGACCAACUACAAGCCGAGUGACGUGGAUGUGGUGGAACUGCACGACUGCUUCUCUGUGAACGAGUUGAUCACUUACGAAGCUCUGGGACUCUGCGCACCUGGUCACGGCGGCAAGCUGGUAGACUCUGGAAACAACACCUAUGGUGGCAAGUACGUGGUGAAUCCUAGCGGCGGUCUGAUCUCGAAGGGCCAUCCUUUGGGCGCCACGGGACUAGCGCAAUGCUCCGAACUUUGUUGGCAACUUCGCGGCGAAGCGGGCAAGAGACAGGUACAAGGCGCGAAACUGGCGCUGCAGCACAACAUAGGGCUGGGUGGUGCGGUAGUAGUAGCUCUGUAUCGGUUGGGCUUCCCGAAACAGGCGGUGAUUAAGAGAAAAGUAAAUGUUGCCGCUGAUCCGAGCAUCUUCAGAGCUAAUCUGCUGUUCAAUACACUUGCCAUCGCGAUGGACGAAGAUGAGGACGGUCUAAUCGAUAAAGUGCGGGGCAUUUACGGAUUUAAAGUUACGAACGGGCCCGGCGGUGCCGAAGGAUACUGGAUCGUAGACGCCAAAACGGGCAAAGGAAAAGUCGAGUACAAUAGCAAGACUAAGCCCGAUGUUACAUUUACGAUCAGCGACACUGACAUCGAAGACUUUGUUUCUGGGAAAUUGAAUCCGCAGAAAGCUUUCUUCCAAGGGAAGGUUAAAAUUCAAGGAAACAUGGGACUUGCUAUGAAAUUGCCCGAUCUGCAGAGACGUGCCGCUAAGAAGAUCGAGCUGCUUCGCUCAAGGCUAUAAGAUACCUGAGAGAUUCGAAUCUUGCAAAAAUAACGCACAAUCGAGCAAUGUGGUAAUGAUUUUCGAAAGCAAGGGAUUUUAAAUAACUGUAAAAAUAUCUUUUUGAAAAUAGAAGCAAAGCAAGUCUUCGUGUUUUCUCGUGCGUUUUCUUAUUUUCUUUUUUUUCCGUUCAAAAAGUGUCGAUGGCAGUUUUAUAUUUGCAUGUAAUUUAGCAUGUUAAACUUGAAUUCUCGAUAAAGCUACAAGAUAUAAGCUUUAGCCGGAAUAAAUAGACGAUGAAAUCAUUCUUGUAUAUAUUGAUGAUACAGAAAGUUUAUUUUUUAUAAUGUUAGUAAUACAGUUUGUAUUAUACGGAUUAUGCAUGAUAUUCGCAUGUGAUAGUUUCGAUGCGCUUUGGGAUAAUUCUUAGAACACAGGUGUACAAAAGAUUUUCCAAAUUAAUAUUCUUAUCUCAGGUAGUAUAUUUCCAAAGUGUAGGUCUCUCGCGUUGAUAUAUACUUAUAUAUAAAAUCAGAAGAAUGAAUUGUGAAAUUUAUGUAAAUUUACAAGUAUAAAUUUUCCAGAUUUGCUCAAUCAAAAAUCAAUUUUCGCAGACGCGAAGAUUGCGUAGAAUGAGAUGAAGAAAGUAAUUUGUAUAAAAUAUAGGUCCUUUAUUAACAAAAUCAAUAAUUUUGCGAUAUAAAUGGAACAAAUGAUGAACACUUUGAAUGGCCUAAUAUCCAUCUAUACUUCUAAAUAUAGAAACAUAAAGCCAUUUUAUAUCAAUAGCUCAUCUUUUAGCUGUGGUAAAUAGUAAUAAAAUGUUGCAAAACUAAUUGGAUCGAGAUCUUCAAUUAAUGCAUCUAAUUAACCGCACAUUGUUGAUAUUUUAUUAGCAUUUUUAUGUCUCGAGGCAAUGAGUUUAUAUUCGUUACUUUUUAUAUUCUACAACUUGUUCUAUUAUAAAUUGUUUAUUUUUUUUUUUAUGUUAAACCAGCCAUAUAUUGUUGCAACAAGUAUAAUUGCAUUGUCACUGUCUAAGGUGCAUUAUACGCUAAUAUAUUAAGCAAUUAUACAAAUGCAUGAUAAGCAAUAUGAGCGAAUUGUAUUUGUAUUCAUUAUUUUUAAUUUUAAAUAGGGUGAUUUUUUAAGAGAUUUUGUGUGAAAAGUGAAAUUUCGAGCAUAAAAUUCGUGCUCUUUUUACUUUUAUUAUUUUUGUUAACUAAUGACCACAUUUGAAACAACAGUACUUUGAUGUAUAUAUUACAAGUUUACCAAAAUUUUUAUUUUGGUUUUUACAAAAUGCAUAAAAAAGUUAUGGAAAAUGAUUUAAAAAGUAUAUUUUAAAAUCAAAUAUAAACUCUAUCAAAGGAUGCUUUUAAUAAAUAUACAAUAAUAAUAUGAACAGCAAGAAGAACGCAGUUAUCAGAGUGCGAGAAUUCUGAGAAUUAUUUUCAAUCAAGAUACAAUAAACGCAUUGUAAAUUCUGUUUUUGUUUUUCGUUGCUAUUUGUUUAUCAGGAUUAUUUUUCAUUUCAGAAGAUAUUUCACUUUUCAUUACGUAUUCCAUGGUUAAAAUAAAUAUAUAGAAUACGGAUGUUUUCUAUAAAUAUAGAAUAUACUUUUUCAUACAUCUUUUUAUAUAAAUGCAUGAGUUUGGAGGAAAACAGGGGUUAAAUAAGAUUUUAAUCUAGUAUUUUUUAUAAGUAUGAUUUGUGUAUACGAAAAUAAGAUUGCAAUAUAAACAUAAGUAAAAAUAUCAUUAAAAUUUUCGAACCAAAAAUUUUCUUUUAGCAAAAAUUAAAUUUAAUGAACCUUAUGUGUAAGGUUUUAACUAUAUUAAAUCGUUUUAAAUCUCUAUGUUUCGUAUAUGCUAAAUUAUUUCUUUUCUAAACGAUUAGAAAGAGAUUUGCAAAUGAAACAUUCUUUUAUCGUAAAAAAUGUAUAAAUUUAUGAAUACAUAACAUGCUACGUAUAUACGAUUUUGUAUCAUAUAAUGGAGAAGGGUGAAAUGUGUUUUAAAAUAAAAGCUGAUAAAGAUAA